AUGACGGAGAAGACGAAGGGGGGGAGAGGGCCCCCUGGGGGCCUGCCCGGACAGGGGAUCCUACCAGUCUCCCUAGCCAUGGUCGGUGUGCUAAGACACCGGACCCUCACCCAUGGCUGGGAGCGGCGUGACGACAAGUCCGCCGGUAUGGUUGGGAGUGGUGGGAGACUGGAUCCCCACGAGAACGAUUCCGACGAGCCCGCUGUGGUAUUCCUGAAGAGGUGGUUGGCACCGGCUAAGAUUAACGAUAUCGCCGGUCCAGCCUCCUUUCCCCGGGAAGCAUAUCUAGGUAGCUGUAAUUGCUUGGCAGCCUCCCGGGGAACUUCCCCACUAAGGACGGGAGAAGUCGACACCAAUGUACUCUCCAAUCCAGGCGUGGAAAAACAUGGCACCGGAGGUAAACCGGCGUCGUGGGAUGUGCCUCAUCCCGCAGGGUUCCGGCAACCAGAAAGCCAUCUAACCUGGCUGUCCCACUCAAGACCCUCAACUACAGCAAAUGAAGGGAGAUCGGGGCAGUCAGGACCUCGGGGCUCCCGAACUAAGAGCCCCGAGACCCUAAAGUACACGAAAACCAGCGGGACUACCUAUCCUGCCUUGGAAGAACUUCUUCUCUCUAACGACGACUCCACACUUUCCCUGCCCCAAUGUCAGGGUGGUGUAUGGCCCUUCCCUGGGAAGCGAGGAUACAUUAACGAAAUAUCUUUCGAGAUCCUCGCGGGCUUCCCUCCGCCGCAUCGCCCAGGAGAUACGCCCAGCAUGCGACCAGGUAACAGCCAUUGCGUCAAGUCUAAGAAAGGCGAAUGGUACUCUACACGGGAGCGAGGCGGGCCCUCGUCCGAAAACAAUGAGGCGUACCAACCGAACCCUACUUCGGCGUCGGAUAGGCAUGCUUUUUCGUCGACAGAGGGCGUAGGCAAGCCCUCACCUAUGCCAGUCGAAUUACUGCACAAACCCCGGCACACCACCAAGAUGGUGGGAGCGAUUACAACGACAACACUAAACACGCUGGCGUGCUCCUGCCUGUGGCCGAACUGCCGCGUUAAUAAUGAGGGACCUAAUGUCCCUCUAUACCGCGUUCGGCCACAAUUGGCCACUAAAGGCCGGGGAGCCGAUCGGCCAUUUACAAGGCCCAUAACGAAGGGCCACCGCCAACGCCUCUGUAAGCCGUCCCCAUAUAACAUCGGGGAGCAAAAGGGCAGCGGGGCACCCUCCCAUCCGGGGGUCGGUAUUUCCAACCCACUUCCUAGCCCUCCAGCCUCUUAUAUCAGGCAGGCCUAA
Annulohypoxylon maeteangense is the source of this 1278-nucleotide messenger RNA. RefSeq lists its product as uncharacterized. Bases 1 to 1278 code for a protein of 425 amino acids. The record is from RefSeq and is a predicted model, not a curated record. The transcript is spliced from 4 exons. NCBI's taxonomy places the organism in Eukaryota, Fungi, Ascomycota, Sordariomycetes, Xylariales, Hypoxylaceae.